AUGUUGGUCUUUGAGGAGAUGAUCGAGCCAUAUCGGCUGAAGGAAGACGACAUGGAGCAGGAGGCAGCUGAAAGGCUAAAGAACAGUGAACCUUGGAGGAUCACAGACAACGAGCUGGAGCUGUACCGUGCCAAGACUAAUCGUCAGAUUAGACUCAAUGAGCUACUGAAGGAGCACUCGAGCACAGCCAACCUCAUUGUCAUGAGCCUGCCAUUGGCCAGAAAGGGCGCAGUGUCCAGUGCUCUCUACAUGGCCUGGCUGGAGGUGUUGUCCAAGGACCUGCCGCCCAUCCUCCUGGUGCGUGGCAACCACCAGAGCGUCCUCACCUUCUACUCUUAAACACACACAGAAAUUAAAGUCACGGUUUUAAGUCUCACAUCCCCUUCUGCUUCCCGGAGCAGACACACAUACACAUCCCAGUUCCAGUCCAAACCUAAAGGUGCAACACAUACACUUAAGAGACAGUAAGCACACUGAUGGAAACAACGCUGGUAAUAUGAAUAAAGAAGGAAAAGAUAUUGGUUGAGAUAUGCUCUAAAAGUGAUGAAAGGAUUUGUCAGGGAUUGGUUGGGUGGAGGUUGUAAGGUUGCCCACUGCUCCUUUCUUUCUAUUUAUUCCAAGAUGUCUUGAUUUUUCCCUUGUAGCUGUAGUUUCUUCUUUCUUCUAUUUUCCUCCUUAAAAUUUCAUUUUUGUUAAAAUUGAUUUCUCUCAGGCUGCAAAACCAGUUGUGCACAAUGUCCACAUUGUUGUUCUGAUGAUAUAGUUUAUUGAUAUCAUACUUGUUAAGUUAAUUGGACCAGUUGUGUUUGUCAUGCAGCAAUAAUAAUAACCCUGUUGUUUUCCUUAAAUAUUGGGAGAGAACCAUGCAGAAUGCUUUGCAACACCUUAUAAAGCCUUAUGGAUGUGCCUUCCUGUGUUGAAUCAGAUGAAAUAAUUAUAAUCUCUAUCCAGGUUGACAAUAUUACCUAUUAUAUUGAUGAAUAAUAGUUUUAUUGAGGUUUUUAAUGUGAUUCAUUCUUAGUUUGGAGCAUUGUAUUUAUGGGAGUGGAUUGCAUGAAUUUAAUGAAGGGUGUCCACUUGAUUGCAAAAGACUUUCUCUGUCAUUUCUCUUUCUCUGUUUUACCUUAAUCACCAUGUUUAUUUUGGCCAUAGCAUUUUAAUUUUUUGUUCACUUUUGGGUCUUCCUUUUUAAAGCUGUUGAAUAUUUUCAAUAACAUCAGCUACUUGACACAAGACACAAUUUAUCUUUUAGGCAUAGUGCCUAAAAAAUUGUAUAUGGGUGUUAAAUUUAAGAUCUCUUUUUUUGUCAGAAAAGAUAUGAACCUAGGUUUUCAUUAGCCUUGUCAAAUGGAAAUGGUAACUCUCCCAUGUAGCUGCUGAUUGACUAAAUUAAGUAUUUCUUUUUAAAAGUUUAUGUAUUUCUGUGUCCACAUGUAUGGUUCUUUCCCUGUAAAGAAAUUGCUCUACCCAACAAGCUAGUUAAAACCUUGCCUUAAUGCUAGAAUUAACGAUAGUCACGAGUUCCUUUUUUCUUAUAAGCCAUACUGGCUGGAUGGUUUGUGGGUAAAUUCAGAUAGCAAUCCAUUAGUAAAACGUUAGGAGAAGUGUUUCAGCACAAUUGUCUUCU
Molecule: messenger RNA, 1627 nt
Organism: Xiphias gladius (swordfish)
Lineage: Eukaryota; Metazoa; Chordata; Actinopteri; Istiophoriformes; Xiphiidae
Product: solute carrier family 12 member 2-like
Exons: 3
Coding region: 1-339 (112 amino acids)
Biological process (GO): cell volume homeostasis; potassium ion homeostasis; potassium ion import across plasma membrane
Cellular component (GO): membrane
Molecular function (GO): sodium:potassium:chloride symporter activity; ammonium channel activity
Source: RefSeq, a predicted model, not a curated record